AUGCGUUUCGGGCAAGAGUGGAACGGGUGGACAAGGGUGGAACGGGUGGACAAGAGUGGAACGGGUGGACAAGGGUGGAACGGGUGGACAAGGGUGGAACGGGUGGACAAGGGUGGAACGGGUGGACAAGGGUGGAACGGGUGGACAAGGGUGGAACGGGUGGACAAGGGUGGAACGGGUGGACAAGGGUGGAACGGGUGGACAAGAGUGGAACGGGUGGACAAGGGUGGAACGGGUGGACAAGGGUGGAACGGGUGGACAAGGGUGGAACGGGUGGACAAGGGUGGAACGGGUGGACAAGGGUGGAACGGGUGGACAAGGGUGGAACGGGUGGACAAGGGUGGAACGGGUGGACAAGGGUGGAACGGGUGGACAAGGGUGGAACGGGUGGACAAGGGUGGAACGGGUGGACAAGAGUGGAACGGGUGGACAAGGGUGGAACGGGUGGACAAGGGUGGAACGGGUGGACAAGGGUGGAACGGGUGGACAAGGGUGGAACGGGUGGACAAGGGUGGAACGGGUGGACAAGGGUGGAACGGGUGGACAAGGGUGGAACGGGUGGACAAGAGUGGAACGGGUGGACAAGGGUGGAACGGGUGGACAAGGGUGGAACGGGUGGACAAGGGUGGAACGGGUGGACAAGGGUGGAACGGGUGGACAAGGGUGGAACGGGUGGACAAGGGUGGAACGGGUGGACAAGGGUGGAACGGGUGGACAAGGGUGGAACGGGUGGACAAGGGUGGAACGGGUGGACAAGAGUGGAACGGGUGGACAAGGGUGGAACGGGUGGACAAGGGUGGAACGGGUGGACAAGGGUGGAACGGGUGGACAAGGGUGGAACGGGUGGACAAGGGUGGAACGGGUGGACAAGAGUGGAACGGGUGGACAAGGGUGGAACGCUAUCUUUAA
Procambarus clarkii (red swamp crayfish) is the source of this 909-nucleotide messenger RNA. RefSeq lists its product as uncharacterized. The record is from RefSeq and is a predicted model, not a curated record. NCBI's taxonomy places the organism in Eukaryota, Metazoa, Arthropoda, Malacostraca, Decapoda, Cambaridae.